Messenger RNA from Labrus bergylta (ballan wrasse), 3277 nucleotides. The record is from RefSeq and is a predicted model, not a curated record. Lineage: Eukaryota; Metazoa; Chordata; Actinopteri; Labriformes; Labridae.
UUUCUGGUGUCUUUUUUUCGUUUUUUUUUUUUACAGUGAGCACCCCUAAUUUACCUGAUUUUUGUAUCGCUGUCAAUCACACCCAAUGGAAUCCAAUCAGAAAGCAAGCGGGGAUGGACUGGCGGGGACGCAGAAGGAGACGGCACUGCGGGCGCUCAUGCAGCGCACAGGAUACCAACUGCUGCAGGAGAAUGGUCAGAGGCGGUACGGUGGCCCACCACCAAGCUGGGAUGGGCCACCGCCAGAGAGAGGCAGUGAGAUCUUUGUGGGGAAACUACCCAGAGAUUUGUUUGAAGAUGAACUGGUCCCACUGUGUGAGAAGUUCGGUAAGAUCUACGAGGUGAGGAUGAUGAUGGACUUUAACGGGAACAACAGAGGUUACGCCUUUGUCACUUUCAGCACCAAACUGGAGGCGAAAGCAGCCAUGAAGCAGCUCAACAACUAUGAGAUCAGAAAUGGCCGCCUGCUCGGAGUCUGUGCCAGUGUGGAUAACUGUCGUCUGUUUGUGGGCGGUAUUCCUAAAACUAAGAAGCGAGAGGAGAUCUUGUCUGAGAUGAAGAAGGUUACUGACGGGGUCAUGGAUGUCAUCGUGUACCCCAGCGCCGCUGACAAAUCCAAAAACCGAGGCUUCGCCUUUGUCGAGUACGAGAGCCACAGAGCGGCCGCCAUGGCCCGUCGCAAACUUCUACCAGGUCGUAUUCAGCUGUGGGGUCAUGCAAUAGCCGUGGACUGGGCAGAGCCUGAGGUGGAGGUGGACGAGGAUACCAUGGCAACCGUCAAGAUACUGUAUGUCAGGAACCUGAUGCUGCAGACCACCGAGGAGACCAUCGAAAAGGAGUUUAACAACAUCAGACCAGGCGCUGUGGAGCGAGUGAAGAAGAUCCGAGACUAUGCCUUCGUCCAUUUCACUCAGAGAGAAGACGCCAUCAACGCCAUGAACGCCCUCAACGGAAAGUUGGUGGACGGCUCACCUAUCGAAGUGACUCUGGCCAAGCCGGUGGACAAAGACAGUUACGUCCGAUACACCAGAGGGACCGGGGGACGGGGAGGGUCUCUGCUGCAGACCGACUACGCUGCCUACACGCUGGGACAGGUAGGACCCCUGAAUGUACAUCAUACCGCGAACCACGACACCAUGCAAGUUCAGGUGUACGACCCCUCAGCGGCGUAUCUCGGUGCGCCUGUCUUUUACGCCCCCCAGGCCUACGCUGCUUUACCGGGGCAGUUCCGCUUCCCGCCGGCGGCGGCCGCCGCCAAAGCUCACAUAGGAGGUCGAGGCCUGAUGAGGACGCCAUCUGUCAGAGAAAUUUACAUGACUGUACCUGUAGGGGCUGCCGGGGUGCGGGGGCUGGGUGGGCGGGGCUACCUGGCCUACGCUUCCGGGGUCGGAGCGGUGGGUCGAGGUGGGAGCGGUGGCGCCUCCUACGGCCUGAAGGGGGACAAGCAGGCGGAGGAGAAGCUGUACGACCUGCUGCCCGGGAUGGAGCUGACCCCGAUGAACCCUGCUGCCAUGAGCCUGAAGGCCGCCGCCAUCAAACCUGCACCACAGGUUCUGGAGGAGUUGUGUCAGAAGAGUAACUGGGGUCAACCCGUCUAUCAGCUGCACUCUGCCAUCGGCCCGGACCAGAGACAACUGUUCCUCUAUAAGAUCACCAUACCUGCUCUGGCGACUCAGUACCCCAACGUCCAUCCCUUCACCCCUGCUAAGCUGUGUGCGGCUGUCGAGGAAGCUAAAGUGCACGCCGCUGAGCACACGCUGCAGACACUCGGCCUGCAGACAGAGAGCGCCGCGGACGCUACUGCUGCCGCUGUGGCCUCAGUAGCCUUCCAAGGUAUGUGAAGGCUACACUCUGGCGAGCCCAGCGUCGUCUGCAGUUGCCUCCCAGCUGAAGCAAGCCGUGUCUCUGGGUCAGGACCUGACAGCCUACACCACCUACGAAGGAUACCCCGCCUUCGCUGUGGCCACGCGCCACUCUGACGGGUACGGCGUUUUCUAGGACAGCCAACACAAAAAACCAGGAGGCACAUUCACACUAAACUGCUUAUUUCCAUUUAAAAGUGUUCAUUUUCUGAUUGGUAAAAAAAAGAAUGAGCCUGAUGAUGAUGAAAGUUAGAAGUUAUUUCUUUAAAAGCAGAAACAGUUUAAUGUGAAUGCUCCUCCAUGCUGCUGGUUGCUCGGUGUCUGCAGGACGACUGAGGACUUAAAUUUCGUCACACUUAAAAAAAAUAAAAGCUGCCUGAAAAGGUCUUGGACACAUCAGUCGCCCCACAAUAAAUUCCUGUCACGUUUUCCUCUCCUCGUAUUAUCUGUCUCUGCUCUUCUUCUUCUGUUUGAAUUGAAUUUCUGUGAUUUUUUCUGUGAUCGUUAAAGUCCCAUCCUGUGAUUGGCUUAAGUUUUGAACUCAUGUUUAAAUCAUAUUUUUAAGAAUUUUCUGGUAUUUUUCAUGAUCCUAGUUGUUUUUUAAAGGAUGCUCAUGACCUAAAUCGACUGAAUAGAUUGAUUUAUUUUAUCCUUUUUGUUAAUUUCUCUGUCUUAUCUCUAUAGUUGUUUUUCAAAUGUCUUACAGCUGCAUGUAAGUUCUGCACCGCUGUGUAUUUUUGACUUUUUAGCAGAAGUUCAAGCAGCCAGUGAAAUCUUGAAAAGGACAAAACGACGGAAACCUUUUGGUCACUGAAGCUUUCUGGAUUUUUUAGUUCUUCAAACUUUGAAUACAGUUUGUUCCUGUUAACCUUUCAAAAUCACAAUCCGCCUUUUUCAAGCGACAAACACGAUGCUAUGUAUUAGCUGCUCUUCCUAGCAGUGAAAGCGGGGGGGGGGGGGGGGGGGGGCGAGCUGUGUUGUGCACAUGAUAAAAGCAGAAAUGUGUGCAGAAAACUGUCCCAUCAGACUUGAUAUUUGUUUCUUCUUCAUGUUUCUUUGAGUGUUUCUGGAGAGUUUUACAGUCGACGCCACACGCUGACAUCCGAGCUGUGAACACGCCGAAGCAGAGACAGUAUUAAAGUGUGAGAAGCACUUAGAACUUAUUUUUAUACCACUGAGAUAUCCAUGAGCUAUUUGUAUAGAGAUAUUUUUCAAUCUCCUUACCUCCAUAAUUGACCUGGAAACAAGAAAUGUGUGAACCUGAAUCAACUCAACUCUUUGUUGAGCAGAGUGGAUUGUGGUAUUCUGGAGGGGUUUCAUAUCUUAAAGGAAACUGUUGAAAUAAAGUGUGAUGGUUCAUAAUCUGUAAUGAUCUGUAAUCUUUCCCAAAUAAAGAAACAAUCUCAACUCUUAUGA